UACUAUGGAACGCCUGGACUGUCUUAUCAUGGCAAAAAUAAAUUUGUUAUGUGCUUAUAUUAUUAUGUAGCGUGCUUUAAUCGUUAUGUGAUGUCCUUGUAUCAUUAUGUGGUGUGCUUUUAUCAUUAUGUGGUGUACUCCUUCUAUUAUGUGAUGUGCAUUCAUUAUUAUGGCGUGUGCAUUUGGUAUUAUGUGAUGUGCAUUUGGCAUUAUGUGAUGUGAAUUUGACAGUAUGUGAUGUGCAUUCAUCCUUAUGUGAUGUGCAGUUUUCAUUAUGGCAUGUGCAUAUAUCAUUAUGGCAUGUGCUUUUCUAAGUAUGUGAUGUGGUUCCGUCUUUACCGAAUGUACUUUUAAAGAUCAUUAUGCGAUAUGCUUUUUUCUUUACGCGAUGUACUUUUUUAUUCAUUACGUCAUGUACAAACAUCCUUUUGUUAUGUACAAACAUCAUUAUGUGGUGUGCAAACUUCGUUAUGAUGAUGUGAUGACGUCACACUAUCCGGGUCAUUUGGAAAAAUGGACGACAUUAAACUAAUUUUAAAAAACAUUGAUCUCCCAAAUUUAGCAAAUAACUUUGCGGAGGCAAAUGUAAACAACGUUGAUAUUUGCAAAAGUUUAAGCGAUGUAGAUCUAUCGAGGCUUGGAAUCGCCACGAUCGGCGAUAGGAUUCGUUUUAGGGAAGAGCUUAGACGCAUAUCACUUCCAUCUCAGAACAAUCAGCAUAACCAGCAUGAAAUACGAGCUUUAUUCAGACCAGUGAGGGGUACAUCUACAUCAGGAAGAAUUAAAAAGCAGAAGAAAAGAAGAACAUGGACCUGUGAAUUUAUUUGUCUGAGUGAAACAGAUGCGAUGAAAGUCCCAACAAGAGAGGAAAAACUUGCACUAGUUAAAGCGGUACUUGGCUCCAAAAAGAUCCAAUUUAAUGCAGAUGAUACAGAGGAGCUAUUUCAGCAGAAAUUGAUUGGUGAGGAUGGGUUCAGUAAGCUGAGUGACUGUGGUGGGUUUGAAAUAAUGAGAUGUAUAAGUAAUUGUAGAAACCUAGAAGUUAUUUCUUGUAGAAGAACCCCAGAAGUUAUGAAGUCCAUUGUGGGAUGUCAAAGUAAACUUUACAUCAGACCCAUACAACGUGCAUUGUCUCUUGAGGCCGACAAUUCUUUGUUAACAGAAGCUUCUGCUACCAUUACAGAAAAAUGUUGUCACUGUGAACAAAUAAUACCAAUAGAUGAACUCAGAGACCAUGUUUACACUUGUGUGCGAGAAAAGGAAUUCUGUUCAGAUCAGAUUAUGAAUAUUGUGAUAGAGUGCUCCUCGCCCCAUGAAUCUCAAUAUUAUUCAGAUGAUCUCCCUGAUCCUGAAUUUGACAUUUAUAAUGCUGCCCUUACAGCUACAAAUAAUACUGAUCAAUUAACUAAUUCUGCAAUCCCAGUACCUAGAUCCAAUGAGACAGUACCAGUUUUAGAGCCACCAGUUAUUCCAUCCAGUUCAAUUGCAUCAACAGCAGAAAACUCAGCGGAAACGUCGAGAACGGAAGCUAGGACAGAAUCAUACAUACAGGAACCUAAUGCAGACUUGGUGGGAUCAACAGGAAAUUCGGAUUCAUGGAAAUAUGAAACUAUUUCAAAUAUAAUUAAAUUUUGCUCAGAAAAAAAGAUUGAGGAUCCUAUUGAAAUUUUGAAAAUUGCGCAAGAUAAAAUUAUUAAAGGCAGAAAACUGGAACUAGAAUCUGAAAGUGGAACAAUAGAAGGAGCGACCAAUUUUAUUUUGGUGGACAGAGAGAACCUGUUAGAGACAGCAUUUGUUGAAAUAAAAGAGAUUGUUGAUCUCAGAAAUACAUUGGAAGUCCAAUUUUAUGAAGAAAAUGCUGUUGACCUUGGUGGGCCUCGCAGAGAAUUUUUUACAUUGGUAUUGAGGCAGAUACAAGAACAUUACUUUGAUCCUGUUCGGGAAUACUCAGACAAUUAUGAAAUAGUUGGAAAGAUAUUGGGUAAGAGAUUACAUGUGUUGACUAAAGUGAGGGCUUUAAGUAUGCUCCAAAGUGGACCUUUGCCAAGAGUGCUAUCAGCCAGUUUAGUUGAGGAGGUGUUUAACAAUUCUUCACCAAGGGCAUUUGUGCAUGAUUUACGAAGAGGACUGGAUGCAUUAUGUUUAUAUGAGCUGGCUUGUCAUCUUCCAACAUUUAUCCAUCUUUUUACACCUCGGGAUCGACAGAAAAUUACAUUAAAGCUGCUUACAAGCACAAUUAAACCACAGUUUUCUCCAGAAGGAAGUAAUAGAAGACAAAAAGAAAGCAAAAUUUAUGCAAAAUAUGUGAAAUAUUUGAGAGAGGCUGCAAGUGGUAGACGUGGGGAUGUUACUCUUGCAAAAAUUCUUCGGUUUUGCACUGGAUCAGAAGAGGAACCACCACUUGGUUACCAGAUUCAGCCAACAAUGGAAUUUGUCGAAAGACAAUCAUUCCUGCCAACAGGAAAUACAUGCAUCAACAAAAUGCAAUUAACCAUACCUGUAAAUGAGGAGCCAACAGAAGAUGCACUGUUCAACUUUUUUGACUUUGCGUUUUGCAAUUCGUACUUUGGUUUACAAUGAUUAAGUGAGCUUUUCAGACCACGCAAUGUUGUCCGCCUGUCCAUGGCAACUUUUUAUACACACUCUCUGUAGGAGAGGGGGUAUACUGUUUUACCCUUGUGUGUCUGUCUGUCUGUUUGUCCUUCAGUCUGUCUAUAACAGAAAUUUCGGUUGCAUUUUUCUCAGCAACUAUUCAUUGCAGGGGCUUGAAAUUUUAACGCACUAUUUGUUUAGGCAUGCCAUAUGUUGGGAUCUAGUUUUGUACCAAUCUUACAUCAACUUCCUGUUAAAUGACAACAUUUUUUAUUUUAAGCCAAAAUUUUCAAACAAAUUUUCCUCAAAGAUUACACAGCAACUUUUCAUUGCAGAUGCUUAACCUUAACACAGGCUUUGAUAAGGCAUGUUAUAUGAUGGAAUUCAUUUUUGUACCAAUUGGACAUCAAUUUCCUGUUAAAUGAUGACUUUGUGUAUACGUUUAGCCCACCGGUAAAUUUUAUUUUUGUCAAAGAUUUCUCAGCAACUUCCGGUAUUCAUCGCAGAUGCGUGAAAUAUUAAGACAUUCAAGUUUGUUUAGGCAUGCCAUAUGGAGUGAAUUAGUUUUUUAUCAUAAGUCAACUUUCUGUUAAAUGUUGACUUUUCUUUUCUUGCAUAUACACAUCAGAUCGGGGGUAUUACUAGUGAGCAUUGGUUCACGGAUAUCUUGUUCAUUUUCAAAGAUUACUUGUUUUAUAGCCUUCCACAUAAAAAAUGAAACUGAAUAUUAUAAAAGCUUGAUUAUUAAAGGCAUGCAGGUCUCUUUAAAAUUACCAAAAUUUUGCAAUUUUGAUCCCUGCCGCUAAGGUAUAGAUAAGUUGAGAUUCCUCAGAUUCUUGAACCCCACCCCAAGCCCAUUUUUACAGUUUUAAUUUUAAUAAAAACAUUAAUAUUUGUAUGAACUGUGUCAUGUUAAAGUUUGUCCUUGGACUGUGUCAUGUUAAAAUUGGUUCUUAGACUUCUUGUUUUGAAUAGAAACUUAAAUAUUUGUAUGAACUCUGUCAUGAUAAAGUUGGUCCUCGGACUUUUUGUUUCAAAUAGAAACUUUACUAUUUGUAUGAACUCUUGUCAUGUUAAGUUGGUCCUUGGACUGUGUAAUGUUAAGUUUGUCCUUGGACUUCUUGUUUUGAAUAGAUACUUUAAUAUCUGUUUUGAACUCUGUCAUGAUAAAGUUGGUCCUCUGACUUUUUGUUUCAAAUAGAAACUUUAAUAUUUGUAUGAACUCUUGUCAUGUUAAGUUGGUCCUUGGACUGUGUCAUGUUAAGUAUGUCAUUGGACUGUGUCAUGUUAAGUUGGUCCUUGGACUGUGUCAUGUUAAAGUUGGUUCUUGGAAUUCUUGUUUUGAAUAGAUAUACUUUAAGAUUUGUAUGAACUGUCUCAUAAGUUUGCUCAUGAACUUCUUGUUUUGAAUAGAAACUUUAUCAGGAUUUCUAAACAUUGACUUAAAUGAAAGUUUGUGUGGUAAAUGUAUAUUUUGUUAAAGGAAUAUCAGCAAAAAGUUGAAUAUCUUAAAGUUUUGUACUGAUGACAUGUUUGUCAAAUUGUUUCCUGUACAUUUCUGAUUUUUAGCUCACCAAGACGAAGUGUGGGGGGGGGGGGGGGGGGGAGCUUAUGCUACACACCUGACUACGUUGUUUAAUGUUUUUGGUGCAGCUCCUAUAUCUAAGUCAUUACUUGUCCUACCUUCACCAAACUUGCAUGGAUGGUACAUCUUAACCUACUUAAAUACUUUAUAGACUUAAAAUAUCAUAUUAGAAUAUGUCAGGCUUCACAGGAUUUGAUCACGUGACCAACCAACUUCGUAUCCGGUGAACAUUUUAAAUUGCUGUUUAUUUC
Molecule: messenger RNA, 4428 nt
Organism: Magallana angulata
Lineage: Eukaryota; Metazoa; Mollusca; Bivalvia; Ostreida; Ostreidae
Exons: 6
Coding region: 514-2580 (688 amino acids)
Molecular function (GO): ubiquitin-protein transferase activity; protein binding
Source: RefSeq, a predicted model, not a curated record